Messenger RNA from Platichthys flesus (European flounder), 3388 nucleotides. Its product is annotated as palmitoyltransferase ZDHHC18-B-like. The record is from RefSeq and is a predicted model, not a curated record. Bases 484 to 1794 code for a protein of 436 amino acids. Lineage: Eukaryota; Metazoa; Chordata; Actinopteri; Pleuronectiformes; Pleuronectidae. Gene Ontology annotation, molecular function: protein-cysteine S-palmitoyltransferase activity. Gene Ontology annotation, cellular component: Golgi apparatus; endoplasmic reticulum. Gene Ontology annotation, biological process: protein targeting to membrane; peptidyl-L-cysteine S-palmitoylation. The transcript has 9 exons.
CUCAGUAGUGAAUGUUUCGCGACUAAUAUGUUUUAUACGGCGCAAAGUUGAAUGGCUGUUUUUUAAUUCAUGCACACAGCACAGAGUGGAUAUCCGUCAAAGCGUUUGGCCAGAACGUCCAGGACGGACAUGACGGAAUGUGGUGUUUACUGAUGUUCGAGUCCGCAUCUGGAUGAUGUGAAAUAAACACGGAAACUAAAGAUGGACAGCAGGGUGCUGUUUUUUUUUUUGUGGUGAGUACUUCCCAGGACGGGCUUUGAAAUAAACACUCGAGUAGACAUGUAGCAUGAGGGGCUGGUCGUUUCGAGCAGGGGGGUCUUUGGGUCAUUUACGCCGGAGACCCGUGGUUAAGCACUAGCUUGCUUUCUUCAUGGAAUGACGACGUCUGCCCCGCUCAGCCGCCUCCAGACACACGGCCUUGGGUGAUGCUACCUGUCCCCGGACACACGCCCCGAUUGCCCGCAGCAAACUUCACUGUGAAUCAUGAAGAACUGCGAGUUCCAGCAAAUCGACCCGCGGGCACUUCCGACACCCACCCCGACCCCUCCGCAUCCCCGCCAGGAGAGCGUCAUGGCAGACGAGCCGAGGAGACCUAGGAGGAAGUGGGAAGUUUUCCCCGGGAAGAACCGCUUCUACUGCGAGGGACGGAUCGUCGCGGCCCGGCAAAGUGGGGUCCUGCCCCUCACCCUGGGCCUCAUCCUCGUCACCAGCGGAUUGUUCUUUACAUUUGACUGUCCCUUCCUGGUCAAACACCUGACCAGCUGCAUACCUGCUAUUGGAGGAGUCCUCUUCGUAUUUGUGGUGAUCACCCUGCUGCAGACCAGUUUCUCCGACCCCGGCAUCAUGCCCAGAGCGACACCAGACGAGGCCACAGACAUCGAGAAGCAGAUUGACAACACAGGAAACACCAGCCAUCGGCCUCCACCGCGCACAAAGGAGGUUGUGAUCAACCAGCAGGUGGUCAAGCUCAAGUACUGCUUCACCUGCAAGAUGUUCCGGCCUCCACGCACCUCCCACUGCAGCCUGUGUGACAACUGUGUGGAGCGAUUCGAUCAUCAUUGCCCUUGGGUGGGGAACUGCGUAGGGAAACGCAACUACCGCUUCUUCUACACCUUCAUCGUGUCCCUCUCCUUCCUGACCUCGUUCAUCUUCGGCUGUGUGACCACGCAUCUAGCACUGAGGGCUCAGGGUGGAAAAGGUCUGGUGUUUGCUCUGCAAGAGAGUCCUGGCAGUGCAGUGGAGCUGGUGAUAUGUUUUUUCUCAGUCUGGUCCAUCUUGGGCCUCUCAGGCUUCCAUACUUACUUAGUUGCUUCCAACCUGACCACCAAUGAAGACAUAAAAGGCUCCUGGUCAGGGAAGAGUGGAGAAGAUGUCACUAACCCAUACAGUCAUAAAAACAUCUGUAUCAACUGUUGUUCUGUGCUCUGUGGACCCAUGCCACCCAGCUUGAUCGACAGGCGAGGAUUCCUGCCCUCAGAUGAAUCUUCCCAGACAGGCGGCGCGGAAAUCGAGGUGCCAGCUGCGGCCACUAAAAGCGAGAUAAAUGUGUGCACACAGGGAACUAAAGGUCUGCUGGAGUCAGCCACUCUCCCUCCGCUCCUGUCCUCCUCGUGCCAUCAGGGGAAACCCCCAACAGCUCAUACCUGUUCAGACAACAGUGCAGCGUUGAACUCUGACCCCUCACAGGCACUUUCCACGGCCUGUGGGGCCCGCCACACCACCGGCUCUCAAGGUGAUACCUCUCCUUCACACCACACCAAGACUCACUCCAAGAAAAGUAAACCAGCAGCUUAACAUAUUCCCAACCCCACCUUGGACGCCCCUGUUUCCCCUUUCUCUCCGGAUGCUGCCAGCUUCGCCCCUUCGCAUUGAUGGACACCUUGAUGACGACUUUCUCAAGUGAGAACACACAUUGUCUGAAGCUUGCAUGCUGUAAAACAGUGAGAUACAAGUAUGCAUUCAUUUCUUUUUUUUUGUUGUGUGUUGGAAGUCCUGGGUGUGGUUGUUGAAGAAGGGGAUGACCAUCACAAAAAUGUAAUUUUGUGGGAUGUCUGUAAAAGAUGCAAUUCGCCUUUGGCUUAGUAUGGAAAGCAAUGUAAAAGACCAGUGGACUAACAGAGCUAUAUGUCCUUCAGUGAUUCUCAUGUCAGUCUCCGUAUGAAGGGUUAAAGCUCAGAAUGUGUAUGAGUAAAGAGAGAUGCUUCUCUUAAAGCAACAGUCCAUCCCAACUAUGGAAUUCACAUGUGUGACUUCCAUACUACAGCUCAGUUUAUAGUGUGAAUUUCAGCCAAUUUUUUCCUAAGCUGAAAAGCAGAGAUACAGUUUGUACUGAUGAUGUCAUGUCGAGAAGCUGAACAAUGGAACAAGUGAUGAGGUCUGUCGAGCAGCCGUGGAUCUUUUUCAAGAAUACGAGGGACAGUUUCUGCAUUAUUUUGGUAUCUGAAAGCUCUGAAAACAAAAAUGUAUGAUGGCGGAAAAAUUAAAGGAAAAGCCUACAAUACAUUUUUUUGUAAAUACACAUUCAGCGUUAGCUGUAUGUGCAAAAUGUCAGAGUCAGAUGGUACGGACUUUGCAGCCCAUGUAUUACAACACAAGAUUAUCAGGAGGUUUUAUCAAGAUCUGAGUUAUAGCACUUUAUUGCUACUUGAGCAUUGUUUUUGGAAAGAUAUUGACAUUAAUAUGAUAAAUCAAAUCUGGAGGUUUUUCCUUUAAACUUGUACAAAUAGCCACGUGUGCUGGUGUGAACAGUUCAAAUUUCUGAGCUGUAAAAUAUGGCAGUAAAUGCAACUGCAUGCUAAUAACAAAAGAUGUAUUUUUCUGUUAUUUGUGUGUAUUCAAAUCCAUUCACACCUACAUUCAUACAUCAUGUCACACACCUCAGACGACCCCACCUUCUUUUUGUGUCCCUGAAAUGAAGUGUUAUUAUUAAUUUCUGCUUUUGUUACCAUUAACAUUAGUCAUUUAAGGCUUAAAUGUCCACUUCCUGCUCACACUUUGCCUCAGCAGCAGCAAAACCGCCUCACUCCUUUCUCCUCCACUUUUGACUUUGUGCACUUUGACAAAUCUUAAAUAUCUGGUUGUGUUGGUUUGCUCUCAGGUGGAACGCUACAGUGGAGCUAAGCUAUCGAAUAUGCUGGGACUUAUAUCAUGCUAAUCCACAUUUAAUUCUGAUUGCAAUGGCUGCACAAAAUAUAUUGCAAAUGUAGGCAUGCACACACACACGGUUUGUAGUUCACUUGAGGAGCGUUAAGUCGACAACCAUUACUUCAUGUUGUGUAUUCAACGUGUCAGCCGUCAUCUCCAUCAUCACUGAGAGCCGAUGCAAGUGCUGCAUUUAAGAGGAGAAACAGUUGCACUGUAUUUGUUAUUUAAAAGCUACUGUCGAAAA